CUGACACAUCCAUUGGCCAUGUGAUGUGGUAAGAUCCUGGCACCGGCGGGAACACGGCCGCCUUCAUGAGUUCAGCUGCGUGUUUGUAUAUCCAUCGAAGUACUUGUACAAGUAGUGCUUCCCAUCCUUCCACCAUCCCUCUCCCCAGACACGACAAACCCACCAAAGGCCUUCUCAGCGCUGCCCGUCUGCACUCCGGCACCCUCUCACAUCUCCAGACCCAGAGGCGCUAAUGCAGCGGGCUUGCGGUGUCAGAAAGACCCUCCCCGGGCGCACCAAGGCCCAUCACACAGGUUUGCAUGGGAAAAAGCAGUGGAAGGUCUAGUCUGGUUGAUCUAGCUGUUGCAGUCGCUCCCUAAUCUCAAAAAUCCUUCCUUCACCGUCUGAUUCCACUCAAGGAGCGCUGAAGGGUCGCAGACAGACAGACAGACAGACAGACAGUGGUGCCGAUUUGCCUUUCCUCCCGUUCUUAAUCUCUGUCCUCACCGCUGGUCCGGGUGGUCCGAUUCCGUCGACCCACGGCUUGCCGCUGCAGGGCCUGGCGUUGGGUGGGGAGCCAGGCAGCUUCCUCUCCUCGGCAGCACCGGGGGCCCCAGCUGCAGUCACGCAUUCAUUCAUGUGCACCGUGUAUGUGUGUUUCUGUGUCUGGUCUGCCCUCUCAGUCACGCACUUGGAGGAUGUGGCUUCUGUCGUGGAAUGGGCUUGACCUUCUCCUUGACCUCCUCCUCCUUCUUUGGUGGGUGUGUCGGGUGUUCUUCUGCUGUUUCUUCCUCGCUCACUGGUUGUAUCAUUUCUUCCUCUUCUUCUGCUGCCACUUCGCCUUCUCCUGGCCCAGAGACAUACAAAAAAGCCGGUCACUUCGUUCAUCCAUUCAUCUGCUGUUCACUCUCUCACCUUUGCUGAGUCCUGGUAUGUACUCCUCAUCUUCCCAUUUAGCUUUCCUUCUCUCUUCAGCUCUUGUCACGCCGGGCUCGGGCUCGUGAGCGCCUGUGUAUCAUUCGUCCACGCAGCCAUGGAGACACACACAGGGAGACACACACCACGCCUGUCUGCCUGCACGGUUGGCCAUGCGCAAUUCACUGAAUGGCGUGAUACUCUGCUCACCUGGUUCUUCCAUAGCUGGUCCAGCCCCCUCGUCGCUGACUUGUCCAUUGAGCCUCUCAUCUGAGCAGGUGUGGAGAGAAACAAACCAUGCCUGUGGCCUGGCAGGCGCAAGACAAUGCGCUGUGCGUUGCUUACCCUCUAGUUUCUCGCGUGUACUUUCGUCAGUCUCAGUCACUGUCUGAUCCACAUCUGACAGAUGUUGAGACAAACAAAGCAUGCCUGUGGCCUGGCAGGCGCGAGGCAGGGCAAUGCGCUGUGCGUUGCGUACCCUCUGAAAUGGCUGUCUGACCCACAUCUGAUGUACCUGACUCCUCUGCGCGGAUGGAGACAAAACGAGACAUACAAUGUCGUCAUACGUAUGCAUGUCUUACUUGCUGCGUGUUUCCUAUCUUCUUCUGCUACUCCCAGCUCGGUCGUGUCUCCUUUUUCUUCCUGGCUCAAUUCUUCUCCUGUUUCUUCGGGCUUUGUCUUUCUUUCUUCUGCCACCUCUUCCACGGUCGAUCCUUUAUCUUCUUCUUUUUGUGUGACUUCAGACCUGCUUAUCCCUUCCUCCUCUUCCUCGGUGUCUUCUUCUUCUGUUGCCACUUCAGGCUCGUUCGUUUGUCUUUCUGCUACUUCUUCCUGGGUCGAUUCUCUAUCUUCUCCUAUUACUUCGGACCCGUUCACCGCUCGUAUCACAUUUUUAUCAAUCGCUGCUUCUUCUUCUUCUUCUUCUUGUUCUUCUCCUCCUCCUUCUCCCGUUGUUACUUGAGCUACUUCAUGCUCGCUCAUUCCUUCUGUCACCUCUUCUUCGAUCGGUUCAUUUCCUUCUUGGGUUAUUUUUUCUUCUGCCGGUUCCCCCUCGCUCACUUCCGCCUGCGAUUCUUCGAGUUUUUUUGUCUCUGCUUCCGGCUUGACUGCUGAUGGGACACACAGGCACGCACGUAGAAAAGACGGGAACAAAAUGGGACCCUGCAUGAGGGCGUGUGUUGUUGUCUGUUGCACGGUACCCCCCUCCGAAGAUAAGCUUGGUUCUUCGGCUUUUCCUGGCUCUUCUGUCACACAGAGAGACAUACAGAAAAGGUGCUGGCCCGGGCUUGACCUCCUUUUUCUUCGGCGGGUGUUCUUCUCGUCCGGUUUCUCCCCCGCUAACUUCUUCCGUGGUUGAGCUGCCCACCACAGCAGGCUGCUCACCUGUUUCCAAUGUGCCUCGUUCUGUUCCAGAGACGCCUUGAUCGCCUUGAUCUGUUCCAGAGACGCCACAGAGAGACAGACAGAAAAGGCGGUCACUUCAUUCAUCCAUUCAUCUGCUGUUCACUCUCUCACCUUUCCUGGAUCGUGGUAUGUACUCCUCAUCUUUCCAUUCAGCUUUCCUUGUCUCUUCAGCGCUCGUCACGCCGGGCUCGGGCUGGUAAGCGCCUGUGUAUCAUUCGUCCACGCAGCCAUGGAGACACACACCAGUCUGUCUGUGUCUGCAGAGUUGGCCUGUGCACGUCACUGAGUGUUGUGAUAUUCUGGUCACGUAGUUCUUCCAUGACUGAUCCGGUUUCACCGGUGACCUCUUCGCUUGUCUUCCCACGGUCUGGACAGAUGUGGACACAAGACAAGACAAGACACGACAUGACCAGUAAUGAAUGGUACACUGUGCUCGCUGAAAGUGUCACCGCUGAGGCUCUCUUUUCGUUGUGUCUCACUCUCCGUUUCUGGGCGUUCCUGGACGCUUUCUUUGUCAACCGAUUCAACUGCAGAUUCCCCGCUGACAGCUUCCUCGCCCAUCUUCUUCGCUGCGCAGAUGGAAGGCAAGACAUGCAGGAAGAAGAGUGCACUGUCGUUUGUCGUACCUGCUCCUGCAGGACGGGGAAAUUUUGGUGGUCGACGACCCUCUGUUCUUUCCAGUGGUUUUUCUCUUUCUUCCGCCUCCGUCUCAUCUUCCGACGCCCCGUUGGCGAGCGGUGCAGGCUCAUGGCCCUCUGUUCUCGUUAGUAUGUUUUCUCCUCCCGCUGCCUCUUCUCCUGAUUCCAGCUCUGUUUCUCUUCCGCUCCCGGAUAGGGUUAAGUCAUCUUCUGGACCGUCCUCGAGAGAGCUCUCUCCCCCGGACGGGAGGCCAUGUGCUGGUCCAUGGCCCUCUGUUGGCUCUACAUCUUUUUCUUCUUCUUCCCCCUUAUGGAUAGGAAUCCAUUCUCCUCCUUCGAGUUUGCCGCCUGCGAGCGGCAGAGACGUGAAGGCAAGACAAUAAAGGUUCGUGGCACAAGAGAGACAGUGUGGUGUGUGUAUAAGUGGACAUGUGUGGAUAUCUGUCGUACGUGUUUCUUCUUCUGCAGUGCUCGCGGUGUCCUCCCCAGACGUUUGGCUCUCUGACGGGAUAUUAACCCCAGGUACUUCGCCCUCUGAAGUACUGUCUCCAUGUGCUGGGACACGCAGACGCGGAUGAUUGUUCUUUGAAUGCGUGUGUGUGUGUGUGUUUCAGCAUUCAUGCUGCUGCCUUCCUGGCUGAUUAAGUCUUGCCCACUUGGCAGAUGGCCCGUCGUCUUCUGCAGCGCGGCCUCUGUCUCCCAAGAUGGCCGAUGCCCCGUCGUCUUGUUCAAAUCGGCUUCUGGCUUCUUGGAUGGCCCAAGUCCUGUGACUUGUUCUUUCUCGGAGGGGACGCCAUGCCCUCUUGUCUCUUGCAGCUCUUUUUCUGUCUCUCCCGCCUCCGUCUCUUCUCCCGAUGUCACGGUGGCGAGCGGUGCAGGCUUAUGGCCCUCUGUUCUCGUUAGUACGUUUUCUCUAGCCACCGCCUCUUCUUCUGAUUCCAGCACUUUUUCUCCCUCGCUCUCCGACAGGGUAAGGCCAUGUUCUGAGACGUCUUCUGGUGCGCUCUCUCUGUCGGACUGGAAGCCAUGUGCUGGCGCAUGACCCUGUGUUCCUUCUACAUCCUUUUCUCCUCCGCCCCCCCUCUUGUCGAUAGGAAUCCGUUCUCCUUCCUCCAGGUUGCCGCCUGCAGGGGACGGAGACGUGAAGGGAAGACAAUAAAUGUUCGUGGCACAAGAGAGCAGUGCGGUGCGCAUAUAGGCAAGCGUGUCACGUGUGUGAAUGUCUGUCGUACGUGCGUUCUCUUCCGUGUUCCCGAUGUCUUCCCCAGAUAUUUCUUGCUCUGAAGGGAUGCCCUCUUCAGGUAUUUCCCUCCCUGAAGUACUCUCUGCCCGCGGUGAGACACGCAGGCAGACACGCAUGAGGUGUGCUCUGCAUGUGUGUGCGUGUCUCUCAGUGUUCAUACUGCUGCCUUCCUGGCUGAUUGUAUCCCGCCCACCUGGCAGAUGGCCCGUCGUCUUCUGCAGUUCGGCCUCUAUCUCCCAAGAUGGCCGAUGCCCCGUCGUGUUCUUCAAAUCGGCUUCUGUCUUCCCGCCCAGGCCAGGUCCUGAGACGUCUUCCAGCUUUUUGUCGCCCUUGCCACGGACCAACCCAAGGUUGGCGAUUAGGGCGUGUCCGGGGUCUGCCGGUACACGUACAAGCUAUGGUGUUGCGUCAGCUGGCUGAUUUCUGCCCUUCCCACCAAGCUUGAAUAUCUCUUCCAGCGGUUUUUUGACCUCGGACUCGUCUGAGCGAACGGACUCCUCUUCGGCUGACAGAAACACAUUCAUAGUGUAUGACGCACCCACCGAGCGUGACGCUUUCUUCUUUGCUGUGUGCACCUGACAAAGGCCCUUCAGCUUGGGAGGAGGCUUUGCCGGCGGCGUCGUGGGGCAUGGUGUACUCGGGAGCUGCAGACAGAGGGAGCCACAGACGUGAUGCAUGAGCUGCAGAGCUCAUACUACCUUCUCCCUGAGACUCGUUCUGUGUAUUCAUGUCUUCGUCCAUCGAGUAUCGGAUUCCACUGUCUCCCUGUUGUGACUGGCCGCUCUCCCCGGCAUGCUGAUCAGCUCCCGGUCCAUCGCCAUCUCUGUGCCCGUGCAGCUCUGGACAGCCAUCCAUUCAUACACAGAUGCAUGUGCCAGCAGAACAGGCGCAGCAGCAUCCAUUCAUCCGAUUGCAUACGGGCGAAUCUGCUGUGUCCAGCGGAGGGACGAUCCAUCGAACGCCCCUUCAGAUGACUGUGACCAUGCUUGUGUGCAACAUGUCUGUGCCGACGAGCCGCGUGCUCGACAAGGGCGGCGGGAGGUGCAGCGGGAGCCACUUUGCUGGUCCUCUUGUGAUGCUGACGUCUUGCAGCAUGGUGGUGGUGUUGUGGCAUCGUUGCGUUGACCGGCAGGGCAAGUGGUAGGGACGGGUGGCGAAGAUUGAGGGGAGAGGGGGGCGCUGCAAAGCGCCUUCGUGUCAGAAAAGAGCCCGCAUGGGAAGGAUUGUCUGGCGGCGUGCGAAAGAGAGAGGCGGCGGCAUGAGUUGCCAGUGAGAGCAGGACAAUCACCAUGGCCCCUCUGCAAUGGGAUGGGUUCACGCAGGAAGCAUAAAGGUCUCGCCCAAGGGACGGCAGGGGUGGAAUAGGGAUGGCUUGUGGGAUAAGGGGGAUGAAGGCUGGGAAAGUCGGACAA
This is a messenger RNA of Vitrella brassicaformis, 5591 nucleotides long. Lineage: Eukaryota; Vitrellaceae. The record is from the annotation of a GenBank genome assembly.